AUGGUUAUUAGCUCUACUAAUACUGAUGUCGGCUCUCCGGCGCAGUCUGAGUCGUCUGAAUCCGUAGAGGAACCCCCUAUACGAAAGAACCGAGAGCCCAAUCUCGCUGUAAAGCCUGAGUUUCGAGAUCACGAGAGUCUUGUUACGGUCACAGGAAUCGACGUUUGCACGGACGCACACAUCCUCGAUGUUAAACACGUCGCCACCCAGUUGGGUGUUGAGGUCAGCCAUGGCCUCAGCACCCACGAAGCGACAGCUCGCCUCGCGAAAGAUGGACCGAACAAGCUCAAGGAUACUGAACGGAUUUCCAUUUUCCAGAUUUUCAUGAGACAGGUCUCCAACAGUCUUACGGUUGUUCUUCUCAUCACCAUGGUUCUUUCUUUCAGUCUGAACGACUACAUAGAAGGAUCUGUAAUUGCUGCCGUUAUUCUGUUGAAUAUCGUUGUCGGAUUUUUUCAGGACUAUCGGGCGGAACAGACUAUCCUAUCACUACAAGCUUUGUCGACGCCAGAAUGCAAAGUUCUACGAGACUCCCAAGUCAAAGUGGUCAAAGUUGAGACGUUGGUGGUUGGAGACGUCGUUCAACUCUCCGCGGGUGGCGUGGUUCCUGCAGACCUGCGACUGUUUGAUAGUGUCAAUUUGUCAACGGAUGAAGCUCUGCUCACCGGCGAAUCCCUCCCCGUUUCCAAAUACCCUGAUAAGGCGCUCCGGACCCUCGACAUGCCCAUUGGAGAUCGAACCAAUAUGGCAUAUUCGGCAUCGAUGGUCGCGCGCGGCAGAGGAUCGGGAAUUGUGGUAGCUACUGGCAUGCAAACGGAAGUCGGGAAAAUCGCCUCGUUGCUACGAGACCGGCCAAAUUCGUCCAGUGAAGGAUCCUCGUUGAAAUGUUGCUGGAAUCGCUUCGUACAAGGAACCAAGCAUGCUCUGGGACUCAUCGGCUCUCCUCUACAAGUUCAGCUGAGCAAAUUUGCUCUACUGUUGUUUGCUCUGGCUAUUCUAUUGGCGCUCAUUGUCUUUUCUGCCAACGUAUGGGAUGUCCGCGACGAGGUGCUCAUCUACGGCAUUUGUGUUGCCGUCGCAGUCAUUCCGGAGAGUCUGAUCGCCGUGCUGACGCUCACAAUUGCCGUUGGCACCAAAGCGAUGGCAAAAACCAAUAUUAUCAUCCGAAGACUAUCGGCACUCGAAGCAGUGGGCGGCGUUACCAAUGUUUGCUCAGAUAAGACCGGAACUCUUACUCAAGGCAAGAUGAUUGUAAGAAGAGCGGUCCUUGCCAACGGCGAAACAAUAACCGUCCAUGACACAACUGAUCCCUUCGACCCGACCAGCGGAACGAUCCAACAGGAGACUUCGAGCACUUCAAACAGCGAAAAGGUGGAUGACAACGUUGACCUUGACUUGUUUCUUGACGUUAUCUCUCUCUGCAAUUUGUCGACGGUCCAAGAUCUCCAGAAAACCGACCCUGACGCCGCAGCAAAGCUGAAUUCCUCCGUCGGAAGAUGGACCACCGUUGGAGAACCCACGGAAAUUGCCCUUCAGGUUUUCGCAAUGCGCUUUCAGCACGGAAAGCCGGAGGCCGUGGCAAAACGGCGUCGCAAACUCGUCCACGAAUUCCCAUUCGACUCAAGUAUCAAGCGAAUGACCAUGGCUUAUACUCGGAAUAGUGCCGAUUCCAUCGAUGUCUUCGCAAAAGGCGCCACUGAAGCCCUGCUUCCUAUAAUGACUUGUACAGAAGAGGAAAAGACCAAGGUAAGUCAUAAUGCCGAGAGGAUGGCCAGCGAAGGUCUCCGAGUCCUGUGUCUUGCCAACAAGACCGUACCUCUUGGUGAACGAGCACAGCUUGCGGAUCGGUCUGUGGCCGAAUCGAAUCUCACCUUCUGUGGCCUUGUUGGCAUGUAUGAUCCUCCACGAGCACAGACAGCGGAAGCCGUGCGAACUUGUCAUCGCGCUGGCAUUACGGUUCACAUGCUCACUGGCGAUCACAUCCGCACCGCUACCGCUAUCGCUGGUGAAGUUGGAAUUAUCGAUGGCACUUCUCUCCUAUCCCCUGUCUCUAUGGAUCGACGCGUAGUCAUGCCUGCAUCUGCUUUCGACAAAUUGUCCAACGAAGAAAUUGACAAGCUCGACGAACUUCCUCUGGUCAUUGCACGGUGUUCACCAACCACCAAAGUCCGAAUGGUGCAAGCAUUACACCGAAGACGGGGUUUUUGUAUCAUGACCGGCGACGGCAUCAAUGACUCUCCCGCCUUAAAACUAGCCGACAUCGGCAUUGCAAUGGGUCUGAACGGUAGUGACGUGGCCAAGCAGGCCGCUGACAUGGUCCUCGCCGAUGACGACUUUGCCUCGAUCUUUCUACUCCAUUUACUCACCUCCAACAUCGCCCAAGUCGUUUUACUUCUCAUUGGCCUUGCCUUUAAAGACCAUAAUGACAACUCGGUCUUUCCCUUGUCUCCUCUCGAGAUCCUCUGGGCCAACCUUGUCACUUCAUCCCCCUUGGCCCUCGGCCUAGGCCUCGAACCCGGCGUACGGGACAUCAUGAACCGCCCUCCCCGAUCCAUGCGCGUCGGCGUCUUCACUAAGCAACUGAUCCUGGACAAAAUGGUCUACGGCGUCACCAUGGGAACAUUGUGCCUUUUGGGCUUUGUGUCCGUCGUAUACGGUACCGGCAACGGCGACCUCGGCGAAGAAUGUAACGAAGACUACAAUUUUACAUGUGAUGUAGUGUUCAAGGCGCGCGCCACCGUGUUUGCAAUCUUGAGUUUCACGCUUCUCGCCACGGCAUGGGAAGUCAAGGACUUCAACGCAUCACUCUUCAAUAUGGGUCACCACCAUACCAACGCUGCUAAUUCGCAGAGAUCCAAGAGAAUCCUCUCCGUCUUCUCUACCGUGUAUCAGAACAAAUUCCUCUUCUGGGCAUGCGUUUCGGGCUUCGCUCUUGUCUUUCCUCUCAUCUACCUGCCUGAAGUCAACAAACGCGUCUUCAAGCACUCUGGCAUCAGCUAUGAAUGGGGUAUUGUCUUUGGCGGCCUUCUUCUGUACGUGCUGGUCAUCGAGUGCUGGAAAGCCAUCAAGCGUUGGCGGCUGAGGAAGGCACAGCGCUCAGUCGGGAUGAAUUCUAGCGCCAAUACGUCGUCCAAGGAAGUCGCUUCUGUCUAA
Rhinocladiella mackenziei CBS 650.93 is the source of this 3153-nucleotide messenger RNA. RefSeq names its product potassium/sodium efflux P-type ATPase, fungal-type. Lineage: Eukaryota; Fungi; Ascomycota; Eurotiomycetes; Chaetothyriales; Herpotrichiellaceae. The transcript has 4 exons. Gene Ontology annotation, biological process: calcium ion transmembrane transport; intracellular calcium ion homeostasis. Gene Ontology annotation, cellular component: plasma membrane. The record is from RefSeq and is a predicted model, not a curated record. Gene Ontology annotation, molecular function: ATP hydrolysis activity; ATP binding; P-type calcium transporter activity. Bases 1 to 3153 code for a protein of 1050 amino acids.